CCGAAUAAUUUUAGCGGACGAAAUGUAUUGUACAUUUUUUAAAAAUUAAAAUUAGGCACCUACAGAAAUUUUUUGUUUUAAAUGAAAACUGACUUGUGAUUGUGAAAUGUUAAUUUAAAUUAUGAACAAAAGCUGAAUUUGAUAGACAAAAUGGAGAAAGAUCUAGUGUGCAUUAAAAUUAAGGUAGAGCCCGAUGACAGUGGGCCAGAUAUUUUACCUUCCAUAGCGGAUCAUAAUAUAGGAGCCUCUAAUGAUAAUAAAAAACAAAAUGAUAUGAAUGACCAAAGCUUGCGAGACGACGACCGAAAGUGUCUGAUUGAGCCGGAGUUCGUCAGCGUUAAGAAAGAACCGGGCUCGACUGUUGACACCGUUAAUUCAAAGGCAAAGACAAAUACAGACACAGCAAGCUGGCAUAAUGUACCAGUCAAAUAUGAACCUGGAUGCCAAAAUAUAAAUGUAGAAAUAUCUAUCAAGGAAGAACCAACUGAUGUAGAAGUGCAAAUUGAACCAUAUUACCCUGAUUAUAUUGUGCCAGACACAGCACCGCAGAUACCAAAACCAUGCAACCUGUUUAUAAGUGAUUUUUCCGACAAAAUUCUCGACUUGAGCUCGACUGUUGACGGGAAAUACAUGUGCCCAAUAUGCCAGAAGAGAUUCGCAAAUAAAGGUAACGUUAGCCGGCACGUACUCGAAGCGCACACGCGGGAAAAACUCGAAUGCAAUGUAUGCUUCAGAAAAUUCGUCAAACAGGGCCAUUACGAGAAGCAUUUACUCACGCAUUCUACGGAAAAACGUUUCAAAUGCGAGGAAUGCGACAAAAGGUUUCGCACCUCCUCGAACUUGGAGCAGCAUAAGCGCAUACAUCUACUAGUGAAACCUUUCCAAUGUCAAAAAUGCACGAGACAGUUCGCCGUCAAAGCGAACCUCGCGAAACACCAGGGCUCUGGCAGGUGUAAAUUACCAAACGUCGAUCCAAUUGUUUGCAACGUCUGCAACAAGGUAUUCCAAAAAGAGUUCCUAUUAAAAAGCCAUUUACGGAGACACACCACAGAGCGCCCGUACGAAUGUGACAAAUGCAAAAUGUGUUUCAAAUACAAAUCUACACUAAUACGCCACGUUCAACUACAUAAUAAUAUCAAACCGUACUCAUGUACUAUAUGCAAGAAAAAGUUCACACAUUCAGGUCUGAUAAAGCCACAUAUGAGAAAACACACCGGGGAGAAGCCGUACGCAUGUCCGAUGUGCAACAAACUUUUCGCCCACAAACACAAUAUGCAAAGGCAUUCGUUGAGGCACGCGAAAAUUAAAAACUUAGUUUGCGCGGUCUGCAACAAAGUUUUCCCUAAAGAGAGUCGGUUGAUUUAUCAUAUGAGAACUCAUACUAAAGCCAAGCCAUUCGUUUGUGCGGUUUGCGGUAAAACUUUUUCACAUAGACAAAAUAUAGUUAGACAUUAUGGUAGGAAGCAUCCGAACGAUAGAUACGAAUGCACUGAUACUGACGCAAGUGUUGCCAAACACGUGUGGGAGAAUGUGGUGUUGAAGAAUAAUAUGAAUGUUAGUGAUGACGUCAAACAUGUCGUCAGUAGCGACGACGAAUUGUUGUCGAACUUUAUAACUGAAGAAAUUAUAGGGAAAUAAUAUAAAUUAUACAAUAGGCUUUAGUACAUUAUUAUUUAAACUGAAUCUUUAUGGCACCAAGUCUGUGAAUAAUGUUGAAACUACUCAAAUGCUUCAACUUCAUAUCGCAUUAAAGGUCUUAAAAAAUACAAAAUAAUACAAAUUUAUUUACUUCAUUAUGGCUUGUUGUAACUAAGACGUUUUGAUUUUUUCGAAUAAUUUUAAAAUCAAACGCCUUUAACGCGGCGCGGUGAUUCGAUAAAGACGAGAGUUAAAAUAUAAAUGAUAAGGUCACGUCUCAGCAAAUUUCUUUACAUGCGAGAAAAGAAAUAUACAAUGUAGAGAGAAAGAGAAAGAGAGUUUACAGUUAUGUCGAUUCUGUUUUACGCAAAUCUUCUGAAUUGACAUGUCUAAUAUGUAGUGCCAAGAACAUAAUGAAAAUAAUGGCACUACUUCUCUGUCUAAUUUGUUCAGAGAUGUGUGUUCAACAAAGUAUUGUAUAUCGCCGCUUAGCUAACAAUACCGUAUAAGGCAAGUUACUAUAGUUUUUUUGACAUACCGCUCUCUUGUAAUUUAUACAAAAAUUUCAGUAGGAACAAGUCAACGUUCUUAUUAUUUUUUGAUUUUUAUAUAAUAUGGUAAGAAAAUAGUUUUCUGUGUCCUUAUAACCUUGCUAAAGGACGAUAUGUGAUACAAAAAGCGCUUGCACACGUUUUCGUGAUUUGUAUGUGAUAUACAGGUUUAAAUAAAGAAUACCAUAAAGGUCUCGGCUUAUACAGAUGUUUACAUUCGUUCUAUGAAUUUUUUUUCUUUAACUCGAUAGUUUGUAAAUACAUAUAUAUAAAUAUUCAAUAUUUUACACAAUCUACUUGUUACUUCUCUGUAAUGUUACCUUACAGAAAUAACUUUAUUUUUUUCUUUAACAAAAGUUAUUAGUUUUAGCUAUAUGAACUACAAGACCGAGAGCAUUUUGGUAGUUUUUAUUUAACCAUGUAUAAUGCGAACUUUAAUGUGAUUGUUUUUUUUUUUAUUGAUAAAGCAUUUCUUUUACUUGUUAUUUUUGUCUUAACUUGGAGGUAAUUAACAAAGCUCCCGUACCAAAUUUCAAAGUUUCGGCAUUCAUAUUACGACUGAGUCAAAUAUUUUUUUGUGUAGAAGCGUCAAAUUCAAUAGAUACAGUAAAGCAGUAGCUACCCAUAAGACGCCGCGGCUAAUAAUUAGCAAUACAUUUUAUAAAUUAGAGCAUAGGGGUAGUAAUCGAAACUAGCCUCGUAGUUAAAUUACUCAAAUAUCGUUAAAAAGAUAAGUAGGUAUAGUAAAUUAAAUAAAUUAUUAAUCGUGUUUCUCAUAAAACAAUUUAUAUUUGCGACUCAUUGAAUAAGCCAUUUAUGUAAAUAAUAAUUUGUAAUUUACCUAUCCAAUACGUGUUUAGUUAUUUGUUAAAUAGUUUUUUUUGUUGACCACUAAAGAUCUCUAUUGCCAAUUUCUAGGUAUCCGGUAUUAAAUAAGUACUGCAUAUUAUUUUAGAGUAUAUAUUUAUAAAUUUAAAGUUUUUAUCAUUAUUUCAUUGUAAUCAUAAAUAAAAAUUGUUUUCAAAAAAAUAUUUUUGAUUUAGUGACAAAGUAAGAAUGAAAUGUCUGUACCCAUAUCAUGAGAUCGGGUAGUCGACAACCCGCAUUAAAGCGUGGUGGGUUUAUGCUUUAAUAUCCCAAGCACCUUUGAGAGAGAGAUGUCGGUGGCAACAUGAGCUAUAAUGAUAGACCAUUUCGUCUUUUCUUAUGUCCGACUUCCAGAAUACGUAAUUGAACUUUUUUUAUUUAAGAUUUUUUUUGAAAAUAACUUUUUUGUUGGUGCAUAUACUUAUGUAUACUGUUUCGUUUGAAGCCGAUACUAUUAUAUGCACAUUUAACUAAUAUUCAAAUUUUUUUCAAGGAAGUCAAAAAAGUUCCAUUUUAUUUGAUGGAUGGAUGUUUUUAUGGCACGUUUUCAAAGCUGCAUCUAUGGAUUAAAGAAGACAAUAAGUACAGUAACCUCUAAGCAAUCAGUAAAAUGAGAUUCACGCAGUAAAUAAUUGCUUCAUCAUCAAUACCUGUGCUGGUUAUAGGCCUCCCCCCUUAUAGGAAAUAGGGAUAUAGCUUGGACCCCCCCGUGCCUCAUCUGCCAAGCAUGGUAGUCUUAAGGUUUCUAUACACUUAAUAAAAAAGUAUCUUAUAUAAUUUUCGAGGAGCUAUUUAUAAAUUUGUCCUGAUCAAUCAAGCUUUUUUGCCGUGCUAAGAUAACGAAGGUAAUAUAAUAUAAUAUUUUUAUCCUGCGGGAAAGGUUUCCAAAUAGUUUCUCGGGAAAUUAUCGUAUACUGUGCCGAAUGUCAUCAAGAUCGGUGCAGUCUAAGCAGAAGAUAUGGAACAAGACAAACAUACAAACUUUCCCAUUUAUAAUACUAAUAAGGAAAUAAGGAUUAGAAUGGACUAUUGAAUAUUGAUAUCUUACUGUAAUCAAAAUAAUCGCUCUCUUUUAUCUUUUUCCGACUACGGGGGGUCUCCAAAUGCACAAAUAAAAAAAAACCCUUUUUCUGAGCCUUCUUGGCUGAGCGGAAUUUUAUGAGAUUGGCCCUGAGUUGGAUAUCUUAACAAACCUAAGUAUCUGUACUUAUUACUACGCAAAAUAUUAAGCAUGUUACUCUAAUCUCAGGAAAUAUUACUCCGAUUUGAUUAUUGCGGCGCUCAGCUUGCGACGACCCGUAUUUGCGUAUUUUUGGAACAUUAUUAUUUGAAUACUUGGCUCAAUGGGAUCUGAGCUGAUACAACAUAAUGCCCAUUUCAAACACUCCCAAUACAAAUAAAUGAAGCAAUAAUGAUGACAGAAUAUUUUUGAUUUUUUAUACUAAGUAAUAGAUACAUGUUACGCUUCUCUGUCCUCUAAACUUCAUAAAAAUUACA
Messenger RNA from Pararge aegeria (speckled wood butterfly), 4553 nucleotides. Its product is annotated as zinc finger protein OZF-like. The record is from RefSeq and is a predicted model, not a curated record. Gene Ontology annotation, molecular function: DNA-binding transcription factor activity, RNA polymerase II-specific; RNA polymerase II cis-regulatory region sequence-specific DNA binding. The transcript has 4 exons. Lineage: Eukaryota; Metazoa; Arthropoda; Insecta; Lepidoptera; Nymphalidae. Bases 151 to 1638 code for a protein of 495 amino acids. Gene Ontology annotation, biological process: regulation of transcription by RNA polymerase II.